Messenger RNA from Chrysemys picta bellii (western painted turtle), 1680 nucleotides. It is a transcript of the gene PTMS, whose product is annotated as parathymosin. Gene Ontology annotation, cellular component: nucleus. Gene Ontology annotation, molecular function: histone binding. NCBI's taxonomy places the organism in Eukaryota, Metazoa, Chordata, Testudines, Emydidae. Gene Ontology annotation, biological process: negative regulation of apoptotic process; positive regulation of transcription by RNA polymerase II. The record is from RefSeq and is a predicted model, not a curated record.
CCCCGAUCCACGGUCUCCAGUGACUCUUGCUGGGACCGGAGGAGCUGGGAGUUGUCCCCACAAUCAGGGGCCCUGCCUUGUUCCCUACAGCGCCUCCUAUUGGGAAUGGCCAGGAGCAGAAGCGGAGGGGCUCCCUCGAUAGCACGACCCAAGCCCUACAGGGUGGAGCGCCUUGUAUGCGGGGUUAUACGAAGCAAGGGUCGGGGAGGGUUGGUGAUUUUGGACAUCGAUUAACGAAUGUGUUUCAGUUCUUUCCUGGACCGCAUUAGGCUUCUUUGGUGUAUGUCGGGCUGGGGCGAAGAGGGAUUUCUGGGCCCAGGAGCCAGCCUGAAAAGGCACCAGCUGAAGAGACAUGUAGAACGAGACAAAAGGAGGGAAACAUUGAGCGAGAGUGAGACCGAAUUCAGCCUCUUCCUAUAUGCCAAGCACCAUCUUCCUCCCCAGCCGUCCUCUAGCCCGCAGCUGGGUCAGGAAUUGAAAGAAAAGAAGGAAAAACUGGAGGAGAAGACUGUCUGCAAAGAAAAAAAGAAGGAGAUAAUAGAGGAUGAGGAAAAUGGUGCGGAGGAGGAGGAGGAGAAUCCUGAGGACGUGGAUGAAGAAGAGGCAGGAGAAGAGGAUGAAGAUGGAGAUGAGAAUGGGCAGGAGCAGGACGGACAUGCAGCAAAACGAUCUGCAGAGGAAGAAGAGGAGGAUGAAGUUGAUCCAAAGAGACAGAAGACAGAAAAUGGGUCUUCGGCUUGAGUUCUCUCUUCCCAUCCUUUUCUGCUCCAUCUGUCUCUCCUCCCUCCAUUCCAGCCUGUGCUUGCACUGUCAUUUAGCCUCUGGCUUCACACAAUCUCAGAUGAGGAAGGAUUAGAAAUGCUCUCCGACAGAAGAGGGCAUGGGACUAAGUUUCCCUUCCACCCCAAGUUCUAAAGCCUUCCUACGAUGCUCUGAAAUCUGAGGUUGCCCACUCCCUCAGCCCGUCUCCACUACUGAUGACUAUUCCUGUAUCCCACUCCCAAAUAAUGCCAAUAGUCCUCAAAAUGAUGACCUGUCCUUCUCCCAACAAGCAAGGUGACAUAUCCCAACUUCCAGACUCAUCCCACAACAAGCACCUCUAAUCCCUUUUCACUUGCCACCUCUCUCCACUAAUUUGAUCAAGAUUCUCACCUGCCUCUGCUUCUGAGAUCUUCCCUCCAACAUCCUCCUUGGGAUACAGAAGGUUGAGGGCAGGGAUCUCAUGGUGAUAUUUCCCUAUCCUAAGUCUCCGCUUAACUGCCUUCUAUCUGAUCCCUCUGAGAGAGAGAGAGAAAGAAAAGGAAUGUUACAUGCAAAUAACUUUUUUUUAUUAAAGCAUACACAGAGGCUGAAAUGUAGGUACACAACAGGUAAACUGGCCCCAUGACUUUUUUUCCAGAAGAUAAAGGUUGUUUUUAUGUAUAAAUUAAUUUGUGUUGCAGUUUCUCAUUUUGGGGCUUUUUUUAAAAAAAAAAAGAAAAAAAAGAAAAAAGAGAGAGAAAUAAUUAGGGACCAAAUUUUGAUUAGCAUCCCCCUUCCAGAUUACCUUGUUGCUGUUUUUUGUAAAUUAAAGCCGAUCCAGUUAUGGCAUUUUCUAUGGCACAAACCAUCACAAGGGUGAUAGAUAUAAAUAUAUAUAUUGUUUUCAAGUAGCACUGUAAAUAAACGCAUUUAAAAAGA